AUCCCACACGUGCACCGCCAUCUGCCUAUCUCCCGAACAACUACUACACCAUCCCACACCUCGACGCUCCAAUAAUAAUCCUCAACUACACAUCAUGUCGGGUCUAGAAAAUGCCCUCUUCAACCUCAAGUUCACCGCCAAGUCGCUGAACAGGCAGGCGCUCAAGGCCGGCAAGGAAGAACAAGCCGAGAAGACGAAGCUAGAAAAGGCUAUGAAGCAAGGCCACAACGACAUCGCCCGCAUCUACGCCGGAAACGCCAUCCGGAAGCAAAACGAAAAGCUAAACCUCCUCCAACUCGCCUCACGCGUCGACGCCAUUGCCGGCCGCGUACAAACCGCCGUCACGAUGCGCCAGAUCACGGGCAACAUGAUGAAAGUGAAUCGCAGUUUGGACGUGGCUAUGAAGUCUAUGAGUCCUGAGCGGAUUGCAUCCGUAAUGGUAGAUUUCGAGAAACAAUUCGAAAACGUAGACUCGGCAACGGAAUUAUACCAGGACAUUACCUCCUCUGCCACGGCUGUUGGUACCCCCCAGGAAGACGUGGAUCGCUUGAUGGCGCAGGCGGCGGAUAAGGCGGGCGUAGAUUUGCAGCAGGAUCUUCAGGCUGCUACACCGGCGAAGACAAAGGUUGGGCCGACGGAGCAAGAGGAGGAGGCGUUUACGGAGAGGUUGCGGGCGCUGAGGAAUUGAGAUAUUUGAGAGGUGGUUUGAUCGGAUGAGAGAGAGAGAGAGAGAGAGAGGCUGGGUGUUUUGGCGUUGAGGUGUUUUGACUUCUUCAAUGGGGGAUAUUUAUGCUGGGGGAAGGAUGCAGAGGAUGCUUGUUAUCUGCUCUGUUGGGUUGGUUGAAUGAAUCGAUAUCUAUCACGUUAUGACUGCUCGUUCUUUGUUUCGUUCCAGAAGCGCGUUUUCUACUCCCUGUUUACGCUACCUUGAAGGAUUGUUCUAGUAAAAAUAGCAGCAUCAAUGUACUCAGUGUAUCGGC
Pyrenophora tritici-repentis Pt-1C-BFP is the source of this 980-nucleotide messenger RNA. Its product is annotated as Snf7 multi-domain protein. Gene Ontology annotation, cellular component: ESCRT III complex; multivesicular body. Gene Ontology annotation, biological process: endosome transport via multivesicular body sorting pathway; late endosome to vacuole transport; protein transport. The record is from RefSeq and is a predicted model, not a curated record. NCBI's taxonomy places the organism in Eukaryota, Fungi, Ascomycota, Dothideomycetes, Pleosporales, Pleosporaceae.